AUGUCGACCCCCACGCUACAAACGCCCCUCUCGAAGCUCCUGUGCAUUCAGUAUCCCAUCAUCCUCGCAGGCAUGGCCCGCACAUCUGGCGGGCUCCUUGCCGCAGCCGUGUCAAAUGCUGGCGGCCUCGGCGUCAUUGGUGGCCUGGGCUACACGCCUGCUCAGCUGCAAUCUAUUAUUGACGAGCUCAAGAGCAAUCUUACCGACAAAUCGCUGCCCUUCGGCGUCGACCUCGCGCUCCCGCAGGUCGGCGGCUCAGCGCGCAAGACGAACCACGACUAUACGCACGGCCAGCUUGACGAACUCAUCGAAGUGACAAUCAAGAAUGGCGCGAAACUGUUUGUCAGCGCUGUGGGUGUGCCGCCCACAAGGACCAUCAAGCGACUGCACGAGGCAGGUAUCCUAAUCAUGAAUAUGGUCGGGCAUCCUCGCCAUGCUGUGAAGGCUCUGGAAGCGGGCGUUGACAUCGUAUGCGCGCAAGGCGGCGAAGGUGGUGGACACACAGGCGACAUUUCGAAUUCAAUACUAAUCCCCGCUGUGGUGGAUGUGGCGAGGAGGUACACGAGCCCGCUCACGGGGCAGCCAGCCAUGGUGGUUGCUGCGGGCGGCAUCUACAACGGGCGAUCGCUAGCCAGCAGCCUAAUGCAGGGUGCGCAGGGCGUCUGGGUGGGAACACGCUUCGUAGCUUCCACUGAGGCUGGAUGCUCCCAGCAGCAUAAGGACAACGUUGUUUCCGCGCGCUUCGAAGACACGGACCGCACGCUGGUGGUCAGUGGACGGCCGCUCAGAGUAAAGCUCAACGAAUAUAUCAGGGACUGGCAUGCUCGGCCAGAGGAGAUCAAAAAGCUGACUGAGGCGGGCAUCGUACCGCUUGCAAAGGAUAUGGAAGAUGAUAAAGAGUUUGAUAUCCCAUUCCUAAUGGGGCAGGUGGCUGGCGAGAUUAGGGACAUUAAGCCAGCGAAGCAGAUCGUUGACGAGAUGGUAAGCGAAGCGGUGGAGAUGCUGAUGCUUGGGCAGACGUUUAUCGGAGGACCGAGUAGUAAGCUGUAG
Didymosphaeria variabile is the source of this 1050-nucleotide messenger RNA. RefSeq lists its product as uncharacterized. Lineage: Eukaryota; Fungi; Ascomycota; Dothideomycetes; Pleosporales; Didymosphaeriaceae. The transcript is spliced from 2 exons. The record is from RefSeq and is a predicted model, not a curated record. Bases 1 to 1050 code for a protein of 349 amino acids. Gene Ontology annotation, molecular function: nitronate monooxygenase activity.